UACGAGGAGACGAGGUGCCCGGAAGUAAAGGAAGGAAAGGACGGAGGACCGAGCGAGGGAGUGCAGCUGAGCAUGAGCUCGGUGGCGCUGUCGGCCGUUCUCGACAAGCAUAUUCGCCGCCUGUGCCUUGACCAGUUUCCUUGUGGGAAAGGCAGCUGGAGAAAGGACGGCGGCGGCAGCGAGGCGGAACCGGUGACGGAGAACACGGACACGCUGCUGGAUCUGCUGAGUUGCCCGCACUCGCCGUGGCACCACGACGAGCCGUGGAGCCCGCAGGCCGCCGCCCUCCAGCGCGUGGCCGUGGUGCAGCCCGAACGACUCGACGCCGACUUCGUGUGCAGCUACUUCAGGAAGCUGCGCAUCGUUGACAAAGACGUGUCUGUGAUCGACAGCUACCUGCUGAAGUUCUGCAACCUGCAGGAACUUGUGCUCAGCGCCAAUCGCAUCUGCGAGAUCUCAGCCGAAAACCUCCCCAGGACGCUAAAGGUUUUGGAGCUACGUGCCAAUCAACUGCGCGCCCUGGGCCGGCUGGCCAUCUCUCCGCCCCCUCGCCUGCAGUACCUCGGGCUGGCUGCCAACCGCCUGGGAUCCCAUCGAGACGUCACCCAGCUCACAGGAAGCCAGUGGCCUGAGCUGGUGUGUCUGGACCUGAGCGAAUGCGACUUCAGAGAGCAGCGCCCCCUGCUGAAGGCGCUGGGCACACUGCCAUGUCUGCGGACGCUGGUGCUGGAGGGCAACCCGUUCACGCUGGCGCCAUCGUACCCGGGGUUCGCCGUGGACGCCCUGCCCCGCCUCUCCUACCUGGACGCGGCCUGGAUCGCGCCCGAGGAGCGACACCGCUACCGGGGGAUGGCCAACAUGAGCCACCUUCUGGUGGACUGGGCGUCGGCCACGGUGUGCGUGGGCGUGAUGCAGGGGGUCCCGGACCCGCAGCUGGAUGCGGACCCCGAUGCUCCGGAGUUCCCAGUGGUCAGCUAUAGCUACGUGAUCUCGUUCAUGUUCUUCAGUCACCAGAGCACCGCCUACCGGGAAGUGGUGAUUGGCGCUGCGGCAAAGCGUCAGAGUCAGGGGCAGGGCCAGGAUCAGGGUCAGGACCAGGGAGCUGAACCAAACCAGUCGCCCAACAAGAGGACUGUCAAAGAGACUGUGGUAGUCCAAGCGGCAGCCGGCAGCAAGGAACAAGCUGCCUUCUCCUCUGUCACAGAGUCGAGAUACAGCACGUCCUCUCAGCCGUGGGCGGACAGCGUCGACUUUGGCGAUACGGUGACCUUCGUCGUGCGAGACCUGAGCGGCUUCCAGAAAUUCCUCCAUCAAGGAUUUAGCAUUUUUAUCGAGCAGGAAAAGAUCCUGUCGUGGCCUUUUUUCAGAAACAUGGAGUCUCAAAUCCACCAGAAUGUCAUCAAUUUCGGAGCCGGGCCCGCUAAACUCCCCCCACCGGUUCUGCUUCAAGCCCAGCACGAGCUCAUCAACUACAGUGGCUUUGGGAUCAGCGUUCUGGAAAUGAGCCACCGAUCGCCAGAAUUCACUCAGAUCAUAAACAAGGCAGAGUGUCUCCUACGAGAGUUGCUAAACAUCCCCGACAACUACAAGGUGAUGUUCCUGCAGGGCGGCGCGUCGGGCCAGUUCAGCGGCAUCGCCCUCAAUCUGAUGGGCCUGAAGGAGGACAACUGCGCAGACUACAUCGUGACGGGCACAUGGUCGGCGAAGGCUGCCAAAGAGGCUGAGAAAUACGGCAAAGUCAACAUAGUUCACCCGAAGCUGGACAGUUACACGAAAAUCCCCGAGCCGAGCACCUGGAACCUCAACCCGGCCGCCUCCUACGUGUACUACUGCUGCAACGAGACCGUGCACGGCGUGGAGUACAACUUCAUGCCCGAGACCAACGGGGUGACCCUCGUCAGCGACAUGUCCUCCAACUUCCUGUCGAGGCCCGUCGACGUUUCCAAGUUUGGUCUGAUUUACGCCGGCGCUCAGAAGAACGUGGGCUGCGCCGGGGUGACCGUGGUCAUCGUGCGCGAGGACUUGAUAGGCCACGCCCAGAAAGAGUGUCCCAUCAUCCUGGACUACAAAGUGCAGGCCGAGAUGAAGUCGAUGUACAACACACCGCCCUGUUUCAGCAUCUACAUCAUGUGCCUGGUUCUGGAGUGGAUCAAGAAAAGCGGCGGCGCAGCCGGCAUGGAGGCGCUCAACAAGCGCAAGUCGGACUUGAUUUAUGACGUCAUCGAGUCUUCCAACGGCUUCUAUGUGUCUCCGGUAGACAAGGCCUGUCGUAGCCGCAUGAAUAUACCUUUCCGCGUGGGGAAGAAAGAGGGUGACGAUGCCUUGGAAAAGGAGUUUCUCAAUGGGGCCUCCAAACGUGGAAUGAUCUCACUCAAGGGACACAGAUCGGUCGGGGGUAUCCGUGCCUCUCUGUAUAACGCUGUAACCCUCCAGGACACCAAAGCUCUGGCCAAUUACAUGAAGGAAUUCCUAAAAGAACACCAGUGAGCCGGGCUCGGAUAACUUUCCGCUUUAAAAAAAAAAAAAAAUCUCACAUUCAAAUUGUGGUUAGUGACCAAAGGUGGCUGUGAUGACAUUGAGUGUUUGAUGCUAACCAGUUCUACAGGUUCGUACGGGUCAAUUAAGUUCAUUAAAAAAAAAAAUAGUAAAAUUAUGUUCUUAAUUGUCCAUAAUUUUCAGAGAAAUCUAAAAUCAAUAAAAAUGCAUUAAAAUUAA
This is a messenger RNA of Hippocampus zosterae (dwarf seahorse), 2715 nucleotides long. It is a transcript of the gene psat1, whose product is annotated as phosphoserine aminotransferase 1. Gene Ontology annotation, molecular function: pyridoxal phosphate binding; O-phospho-L-serine:2-oxoglutarate transaminase activity; protein binding. The transcript is spliced from 18 exons. The record is from RefSeq and is a predicted model, not a curated record. Gene Ontology annotation, cellular component: cytoplasm. Gene Ontology annotation, biological process: L-serine biosynthetic process. The coding region runs from base 73 to 2487 and encodes 804 amino acids. NCBI's taxonomy places the organism in Eukaryota, Metazoa, Chordata, Actinopteri, Syngnathiformes, Syngnathidae.